Messenger RNA from Cydia pomonella (codling moth), 14104 nucleotides. Its product is annotated as putative inorganic phosphate cotransporter. The transcript has 11 exons. The record is from RefSeq and is a predicted model, not a curated record. Gene Ontology annotation, biological process: transmembrane transport; monoatomic anion transport. Gene Ontology annotation, molecular function: transmembrane transporter activity. Bases 978 to 2531 code for a protein of 517 amino acids. NCBI's taxonomy places the organism in Eukaryota, Metazoa, Arthropoda, Insecta, Lepidoptera, Tortricidae.
UCUGUUUUUUAAUUUUUUGAUUUUUGUAGGAAUAGGUACUGAAACCGAAUUGGUAAAAGACAAACGCUAAUUCAUUAAAAUUCUAGCCUCCUUGGCACUCAGCAAUAGACUAGUCCAUAGUCUAAUAGCUAGUCGUAUAUAUUCUGAUCUGGAGAAACUAGGAUCAAAGUCUUUUUGGAUCAGUUUUGUACGUUGUCGAAUUAAGACUUAAAAAGUACAAAUCUCGCACAGCUAUUGUCGUGCACAUCCAAUUUUAUUUUGUGCCAGUUAGGGUGCAUGUAGGUAAGCAAGUCGGGGCGCAGUCUAUUUUCGCCACCCGUAUGAAUAUGAUCAAACUGGAUGCACUGCACUUAACUAGAGUGUGCUUGUAUAGUCUUCCUUUUGGAAAUGACUGGAGCCACUAAAAUUAAAGCCCGACCAGGAAUAUAUGAUCAUUGUCAAGAGAGCGCUGUUAUUCUCAUGUAUAGGGUGACAGUUCAGUUUAGUAAGAAAAAUUUAGUUCCAAUGAAAUUCCGCAAUAUGGCGCGUGAUCAUAUAUUACUGGUGAGGCUUUACUAGGCCGUACUCUUAGUAAAGUCGCGUGUGCCACAUCCACAUGCACCGUGUGCAAUAACAACAUCGUUUGUGCGUAUUAUAGCCAUUUCAUGUAUGUGUUGUGUUGCGUAGUCUGUGGUAAAAUUUGACAGCUGACAUUGCUGACAGCUAUUCUGCGGACGGAACGCAGCGAGGUUUGUGCUGAACAAAUUUUCUUUGUUUAUGUACGACGUAAUCGUUCUAUACAAAAAAAACGUGAGUGAGUCACCGUAACAACACAAUUGAACAAAACAGAUUCUGUAGGGAAAUGAACGGACCUAGUUCUAAUUAAAUUGAUUACAAGUAAUUGUAAUCAGUGUCCAUCUUAGGUUUUCAAAACGAGAAAUUGGUGUUAAUUUAAACACCCAAAUGAUAAGUGGAGCACGGAAUGGUCAUAUAAAUUAAUGAUGUCGUUGGAUAUGGAAGAAAGUCCCAUAAUUAAUUCGGACAUUGACGAAAAUGUGACCAGCAGCAGCCGAAACCUGAUUGUGGAAGAUCGAGAAGAAACAACAGGAUGGAUCAAAAGCCGCACAGUUCUCGGCAUCAUGGGCUUCCUGGGGUUUGCCAAUGUGUAUGCCAUGCGAGUCAACCUCUCGGUGGCUAUAGUGGCAAUGAUAAACUCCACAGCCCCAGUGCCAUCAACAAACGACUCCACGUUAGAUGUAUGCCCGGCUGGAAUACCAGAUAAUAGCACAGUAGUACCAAAAACCGGUGAUUUUAAUUGGUCUGCUGAACAACAGAGUAUAAUUUUAGGCUCUUUCUUCUAUGGAUAUGUGCUAACACAGGUCCCUGGAGGUCGUAUAGCUGAGCUAUUCGGCGGUAAACUAGUAUACGGUGUCGGCGUCCUAUUGACAGCCCUAUUCACCAUCCUUAGCCCAAUCGCCGCUUAUACAGACUUCAAAUUCUUCAUAGCCGUAAGAGCAUUGGAGGGGUUGGGCGAAGGCGUGACCUAUCCAGCUAUGCACGCUAUGCUCGCUCGGUGGAUCCCACCUUUGGAGAGAUCGAAGUUUGCUGCUUAUGUUUAUGCAGGCUCGAACUUCGGCACAGUGAUCUCACUACCCAUAUCUGGGUGGCUAUGCACCCUUGACUGGGGUGGCGGCUGGCCGCUCUGCUUCUACCUAUUUGGGGGUCUUGGAGUGGUCUGGUUCAUCGGAUGGAUGUUCCUAGUCUAUGAUUCACCACAGAGCCAUCCGAGGAUAUGUCCGAAGGAGAUUGAGUAUAUUACGCAGAGUAUAGGGCCGCAGGAGGAUAAAAGAGGUAUGGCCAUACCCUGGAUGAAAUUCCUAACAUGUGUUCCGCUAUGGGCCAUACUAAUAGCACAAUGCGGCCAAUCCUGGCUGUUCUACACGCAGCUGACCGAGCUGCCGAGCUACAUGAACAAUAUAUUGCACUUCGACAUUGUUUCAAAUGCCAGACUGUCAGCGAUCCCGUACUUCACGUCGUGGGUGGCCGGUAUCAUCAUCAGUAUCUUCGCUGAUUGGUUGUUGGCGAAGGGAUUCAUCUCGCGGCUCAACAGCAUGAAGCUUUGGAACACAGUUGCGGCCUUCAUCCCUGCGUUCGGGCUGUUGGGCAUCGCGUGGGCGGGCUGCGACCGCACCGCUGUAAUGCUGUUGCUCAGUAUCACCUCCGCCUUCGGAGGCGCAGUCUACGCCGGUAACCAAAUGAACCACAUCGACCUGUCGCCGCAGUUCGCGGGAACGAUGUACGGUAUCACCAACGCCGCCAGCAACCUCUGCGGUUUCCUGGCGCCGUAUGCCAUAGGCCGCAUCAUCAGUAGCGAGCAGCAAACGUUGGGCCAAUGGCGUGAAGUGUUCUACUUGGCUGCGGCCAUCGACCUCGGGGCCAAUCUCUUCUACUUGUUUUUCGCUAGCACUGAGGAACAGGACUGGUCACUUCCAGAAAGUGACGACAUGACCGCCUCAGCGCCAGUUGAGAGCAUCAUGUACCCCGAGUCCUAGGGCUUCGCCUCGUUCCAUGCCGGUGACGCUCAGGUGACACUCUGUGCAUACACUUAGUAGUCAAACACACGAGUUAACCCAUGCAACGCUAUGGACUCCUGAAGUUGCCACAAUUUUUGCCCAAUAAAGUUGAGUAAAAUUUAACAAAUAUACCUAGCGCUCUUGGGUUAUUGGAAAGAAGCAAUUGACAGAUCAGAUACCAGAAGAUAAAGUGCUGGAAUGUCAGAUCUCGAAAAAACAAUGGGUUUUGUGGUGACCUGUUUUCAUAACAGCAAAGAUUAAUUGAUUGUAUGUGUAAAAUAUAAGAAAAAAUCUUGAAAGGAAAAAAAGAUGGCGUUGUACGGUGCCAAUUAUCAAACGUCACUUUUGACAAGCCGAGAUACCGCAUAGGUAAUAUACGAAGCUGUACAGCGCUAGCCACAUUAGCUGCCGAAUUCGACUUUGUCGUAGACUUACACAUCUAAUUAAAAUCAAUGAAUCUUUGAUAAUGACGGAUGUCGAAAAAAAACAGAAUUAAUUUAUGUCAAAAAAGCGCCCUCUGUAAAGGACACUAAGCAAGAAUAAUUUCGAACCUGGACACCCUGUUUUCUAACUCAAUCGCACCCGCGUCUGUCGUAAUCAUGUGUCUCCUAUGUGCCGUCGGUCAAUGCCACUGUGCGAGUGGGACAGCAAUAUAAUUAUGUCCGUGCGAUAGAAAUAGCAAAUGGCAUGUCAAUGUAGGAAAAUCUUCGUGCUUAGCAUCCUUACUUUAGUGAACAUUUACCUUUGUUUCUUUGCUCUCUUGUGGUAAAGUUUGCUGGCGUGUGACUCACAUGGUCUGUGACGGUAGAAGGGUUAACUUGUCUGGUUUCAUUACCAUCCACAUCCACACUAUUAACUGACAAUUCGUAAACCUUAUUCCAAAGACACAAGGUCGUUAAAUGGUCAAUUAGGAGUGUUAGUCUUAGUACAGUCGCCAUCAGAUAUAUCGGAGCGGCCAAGGUGGUCAAAAAUAUCUAAACGCGCUCUCUAGUGAUAUAUCUGAUGGCGCCUGUAGUCAUUGGGGAUGAAGAUGGAUGGAAUGGAAUUGAACUUGUAUGGUAUUUUACAAAUAUAAGUUGUUAGUCAAAGGUUAACUGCUUUACCACGCAUAAUAACAGUAUGUUACAUUGGAAAACUAGUACGAAUAUGUAUAUUAUUGCCAGACCCUGUUAUCAGUGGUGAAGAAACAUUGAAAAUACUAGGGCUGGCACUACACAUUAAUACACGUGUAUAAUUUGAUAUACCUAAUAUUUGAUGUAAACAAUAUACCUACUUAUUUCAUUCAUCUUACUAAUAUUAUAUAAAGAGGAAAGAUUUGUUUGUUUGUUUGCAUUGAAUAGGCUCCGAAACUACUGGACCGAUUUGAAAAAUUCUUUCACCGUUGGAAAGCUACACUAUCCCCGGUGAACAUAGGCUAUAUUAUAUUUAAAAAAUAAAUGUUGAAUACCCGUGCGGAGGCGGGGCGGGCCGCUAGUAGGUAUAUAUAAUGUAAAGCCAAUUGCCUUAAAAAAGGUUUCAUUCGGUUGUUGAACUCUAUAAUAAUACUUAGGUACUAAAUUGACAUUUAUUUGUCAAAAUAUGUCUGAUGUCAUAUACUUAUUUUUAUGUUCGGUAAAAAUAUGAACUUCCUGGAUAAUCGUGCUGAAUUCUCUCAGUUUAAAAUGGAGCUAAGUGCAAAACUUGAAAUAAACCGAAUGCGACGCGGAAAAAAUGGUUUGUAAUUUUAGUAAAACUGUGCUGUAGACGAUAUUUUUUUUCCAAUAGUUAUUGAUAAUUUUUUUGUGAUACAUUUUUUUUUAUCCUACAGAUGUAACUAUGAGUGAACUAUAAUAUGUAAAACUGGGAAUCAUAAAUCUUGAAACUCAUUUUUUACCUAUUUCCUGUAUAUUACACAUGUGUAUUUUUACAUUUCGUGACAUAGAUACAGAUUCGGUGACUGUGCAAUAAUAAACCAAAAAUAAUGCGUUUCAUCUUAAAUUGUUUUAAGCGACAUUUAUACCAGUAUGUCAAAUGUACACGAAUUAAAUGAAUAUUGUGUGACAACCCUAUGAUUCUAUUUCAAUGAAUUUUCACCACUGAUAACGGGGUCUGAUUAUUGAACUACAACAAGGUAUAAAAUUAAAUAACUUUUCUAAUCUAACAUACUGUAGUAAUGCAUUGUGGGGUGCUGUAGUGCUAAUUAUAAGAAUUGGGCUAUAAACAAGGUUAUCAGUCAGCGGCAGAAGUAGGUAAGCUGGCGAGGUGUUCAAAAUUAUAUGAGCACAGCCUUAACGUAUGCGGAUUAAAAUUUUAACAAAGUUUUGUGUAUGUAAUAUGGAUACUGAGAUCAUAGAUAAAGAUAGUUCAUUUUUCAAGUAGGCAUAUUACAAUGCACUUAUGAACGUGAAAUAAAGCUACGCCGGCUCUAACCCUACACCUCUGACCCGAGAAGAUUUAAAUCUCUCCUAAAUUGUAGGACGGUAUCCCAAUUUCAAAACAUUACAUCUUAUAAUUACAUAACAUGCAUUAAAUAGUUUUUUGCACGGAACAUUAAAAAUACAAUUUAAAUUAAUAUGGAAUUUAAAACAGUCAUAAAAAAAAACUGUUAUAAUAAAUUGAUGUACUAGAUUGCUAAUGCAGGGCGUUAUCAUUGCCAAACAUCCCUGCUGUAAUGAGUUUUUGCUUAACAGUUUUAAAUUUAGAAUCUGCAAGCUCGUUGACAUUUUUUGUCAUACAUUUUUUUGUUAACUGCUAAUUUAACGUCUUAAUCGGACAAAUAAUCCGGUAAGUUUUGAAAUUAUGGUGAAUAGAGAAGAAUAAAGUCGCGAAACUGUUUUAAAUUUAUAUAGUACCAUCGCCCAUGUUACAUGACCUUAUUACAAAAGGCAUAAGGUCCACCGAUGGACAGCCAAGACUGUUGCUGUUUGCACAGUUGUGUACUACUGUUGAAACAAAAGAUAGUGGAACAUUUUGUAAAAAAGCUGAAGCUCUGUUUAUAAUAUUUCUGCGUUCUUUUUCUUUGCAAAAACUACUGCUAGAAAGCCUGGUCCUAGGAAACAUUCCAGCUUUAGCCAGUAUUCUGAGAGACCUUUUUCGAUAGCGAUGAAUAAAGUACCACAAAACUGCCGCUAUCUCGCAAUGGAUUCCUUCACUUUAUCUUGCAUUUAACAACGUUGUUAUACAUUAUUAAAAACAUGAAUACUUAUAAAAAUAACCAUGUUUUUUUUAAUACACAGAGAUCUGCAUAUAUCUUAUUAUUCAACAUUUUAUUUUGAACUUUUAUCGAAUAACAGAAGGUAACAAAGUGAAAAAUAAAACGAACACUAUUAUAACUUUAAAAGGUUACUACUUCUGCUGCUGAUUGUACCAUCGCCGACACAGUUGACCAUUUUAGAAUCUUAUUGAUUGGAAAUAAGGUCUAACACUGGUGCUGUUAGUAGGCACAGUCACGUCUGAAAAUAUCGAUACUGACAAAGUGCCAAAAAUAUGUAUACCCUUAAUAUAUGGUCAAUAAUGUCGUGUGUACAUAUUUUUGGCACUUUUUUCAUAUCGAUAUUCUUAGACGUGACUGUACAUUGUCAAAGUAACACACAUGUUUAUAAUUGUAAUAAAAUAAAUAACUAUUCACUCUCAAGACAAGUAUAAGUAUCAAGUGACAGCUUAUGUAAUAUAAAUGCUUAUGAAUUUAUUUUAGCCACUUUUAGUGCAUAAAGUGGUUUAGUGAAAUUUAGUAAUAUUUGAAAAUAAUACUGAUACCAAAUUUUAUAUAAGUAUCAUUAUGUUAUUAUGAAAUUAGUUAUGUCAGAGACGCAAGUCAACCAGUAUUAAAAAAUAUUGCAUUGAAACAAAAAAACAAAGUGUAACAUUGUGCGCAUUGUACAUUUGAAAUCCUUGAUCCUUUAAUUUAAAUAACUUUGAAAGUAACAGUUAGAUAUGAUAUGAUAGAGAUAAAAAUAUAUAAUUUUAAUCAGUGCAGCUUGUGGUGUUCAAAUAUCAAAUAUUACCUAUUCAAUGUUUUUCGUGUCACCGAUGUUUAGAUUUUAACAUCUGAGUUCUUGUCAUAUACAAUGAUUGGCUUCUCACGAAAGUACAAGUAUUUGUCAAAAAAUGCAUUGUCGAUAGAAGCUGUAACACUGUUUUCUUCAGACAGCCCUAUCAGGACAAUUCUAACAAGCACAAACUCCAUGAGGUUGCAGUGUUUUUAUUACAGAGUCCUUUUGACCAACUUUAGUGUCGCAUCUUCAGAAUAAUGUCGCAUUGUAUCUGAAUUUUUGCUUCCAAAUUGUUCCUCAAUUGUUUUGAGCAAUGGGUUAAAUGUAACCUGUUGAUUUGAUAACAGACAGACAGAUGAAAGCUAAUAAAUGCUUGUAUAAAAAGAAAUCUUGUUCAGAUAAAUCUUUUUUGAAUUCCCAUUCAUUAAAUUACGGGCCUUUCGCGCGUAAACAGCGUUUUUAAACGCUCCGUCUUAAUUAUUAAUGCUAACAGUUAAAAGUGGGAUUUGUGAGUUGAAAGUUAUACUCAAGUGUUCGCAAUAAAACAGGGAUUACGCUUUAGUGCAAGUGAAUUUGAUAAAAAGUACUUAUAAACUAUUAAUCACAAAAAAACCAAUGGAUUCUAACAUAUUGCAAAUUCGUCUGCCUGCCACAAGAAAACGCGUAAGCGGCUUCAAAAAUUGCCGAACUUAGGCCCUUCUGGUCGCGGAGACACGCGAGAACUCCCUGCUAAAACUGUGCACGAUUUCCGGGAAUCGUCGUAGCCCGGAACGUGAACUCUAGUGACCUUUGCUUUCUUUUGGUAAAUUCAGUUUUAAAAGUUAGCAAUUCUCUUAAACUAUUAAAAUCUGCUAAGUUUUCUCAAAUUAAAAUAGCAAAAUGAGUCCACCUGCAAAGUGCGGUAAAUGUGAAGAAAGAAUUUCCAGCAGGAAAUCACUGGACUGCUCUUCAUGUCAUAUUCGAUAUUGUGUGGACUGCCUAGAAGUCAUCGGAGUAUCAUAUAAACGGUACACACUAAUGACUAUUAAUAAUAAAACAAGCUGGAAGUGCCGUGAAUGCUGCCAAAAGUCUGCAUCUAACAAAAAAGUGAAGAAAACGAGCACUCCUUUAUCAAAACCAAGCACGUCUAAAGCAAAUGAGACCCUAAAAGGUAACUUAGACAUCACCGAAAAGAAAAACCAACAGGACCUCCCUCGGGGAAACUUGAUGACAUUUGAUUCAACGGCAGAGAGUACAACACUCAAUGAGCAAGGAGAUACGCUAACAUCACCGGACAUAACAAUUACACCUAAUAGGCCAAAACUAACUACACAAGCUAGUACUACUAUUUCUCAUAAUAAAGAUGAUGUAAUGCCACAAGCUAACCCGACUUUCCCACAGAACAGACUGACAUGUCCAUUAACCGUGGAUGAUUUUACAAAAAUACUAGACGAACGACUGAACAAUCACAGAACCUCAAUAAUAUCACAAAUAAAGACAACUAUCCAAAGUGAAAUUAAUGCAGCAAUAGAGAAAUUAAAAAGAGAAAUGGUUCAGCGUACCGAUGAUUUAGACCAAGAACAAACAAUAAUAAAAAAAGACAUAAAUUUGCUUACACAGAAAAUAAAAACAUUAGAAGUAGAGAAUAACAAACUACACGAUGAAAUAAAAAAUAUAGAAAAGUCAAUUAAAACUGAUAAACAUUCUAACGAUACCGACCGUUACGCUUGCAAAAAAAUAGUUAUCCACGGACUCGAAGAACAAUGGGGCGAAACCGGCGAGCAAAUGGAAGAACGGUUAAGAAACAUAUUUAACGAGCUUAUAAAUAUCGAUAUUGUUGGACACAUCGAGGACUUAUACCGUCUUGGUAAGAGAGGAAAUCGACGGCCACUGGUCAUAGAGUUUUUGAGCAAAAAAAUGACUAGGUAUAUACUACAACAUAGGAACUAUUUUAGGUAUUCUGGGCUGACAGUAACUGAAUACUUGGAUGACGCAUCCCUUAAAAUGAGACGAAAACUAAUUGAAACUCUGAGAGAAGCUAGAAAAUCUGGAAAACAUGCAGUUAUAAUAGACAAUAAACUCGUAAUCAAUGGUAAAGUUGUUGAACCUGAAACUCAACAAAAAUACACACUACAAAAAACUGGUGAAGAAAACAUUUCAGCCUUUCAAAAUACGACCCCUGUAGAAUGUGCUACAAAGAACCACUCCUUUCGACACUAAUUUUCAAUUAUUCGUACAGAAUGUCCAAAGCAUAAAAAAUAAGAUCCAUAUAAUAGAAUCUCUCCUUCAAGACCACCCAUAUCAAGUAUUGUGCCUCACAGAAACAUGGAUUUCAGAACAACAGAAGGAAGCAGUGCAAGUAGAGGGUUAUAUGGCAGCAGCAAGUUACAAUCGUCCUAAUCACAAAGGUGGAGGAGUAUUAAUAUUAUUACGACAAGAUAUCCCGUACAAGGAGAGACCCGACUAUGCAGACUUGUCAGUAGAAUUAGUAAUUGAAUGUUGUGCAAUAGAAUUGAAAUCUGAUUUCAUAAUAACUAUAUAUAGAGCAGACCGUGACAUUGAGACCUUCUUUGAUGUAUUAAAUCGGUUAUUGUCUAAGCUAAAAUCGAAAUGUCAUAAAAACAUUAUCAUUACAGGAGAUUUUAACAUAAAUAAAUUUAAUAAUUCCAAUAAUUAUCAUAGGCUAGUAAACAUGAUGCUUGAAUGUAACCUCCAUCAAAUUGUAAAUGAGCCGACUCGAGAGACUAGCAUCAGUUCUACUUGCAUAGACUUUAUAUUUACAAAUAGAAACAAUUACAAACUCACAAUCGAGGAUAAAGGCAUAUCGGACCACAAAUGCUUGCAAUACGAAUUCAAAGAAAUGACAUUUCUUGACAACAGAGACUCCUAUAAAUAUAUCCUAAAACGUAACUUCAAUUCCCUAAACAUAACGUCAUUUAAAUGUGCACUUGGCCAAAUUGAUUGGGAUAAGCAAAUCAAUAACUUCCAAACAAUAAAUAACAAUUACAAUGAGUUUGAAAAUACACUACAACUAUUGUUAAACAAAUAUAUGCCUUACAAACGUACCAGACAAAAACUAAAAAACAACAGCUGGCUUACAACUGGGAUAAAAAAGUCAUGCAAGCACAAAAGGUUAUUAAAAAUAUUAGUAAAUCAAUCAAACAGUAUCAUUUUAACAAAACAUCACAAAAUAAUAACAAAAACCCUUAAAAAUUGUGUCAAACAAGCCAAACGAAUGAGGUAUAUAAGAGCCCUAGAUAAAUCUAAAAAUAAGACAAAAACUAUGUGGAAUUGUAUAAAAGAAAUAACAGGGAAACAUGCCCCAAAAAAGCAGCAGAAUAAUAUUAAAUUAAGAGUAUCAAAUACUGAAAUAAAUUGCCCUCAACAAGUAGCCAAUCAUUUUAACGAAUAUUUUGCGUCAAUAAGUGAACAACAAACCACCUACGUUGCAAGUACAACCUCUUCAGUUAACUCAAUAUACAUAUAUCCUGUUACAGAGCAAGAAGUGCGUAACAUUAUCCUUAACCUACCAAAUAAAUUCAGCUGUGGCCAUGAUGAAAUACCUUCUGUAUUAAUCAAAGCAUGUGUAAACGAACUUACCGCACCCAUAACUAGCCUAAUUAACCAAUCCCUAGAUGAAAGUUGCUUUCCGGAAAGACUUAAAAUAGCUAAAAUCAGACCUGUGUAUAAAAAAUCUGGGGAAAAAAAUAAUACCAACCAAUACAGACCUAUCGCUGUACUUCCCACUGUAUCAAAAAUAUUUGAAAAAUGUAUAGCAAACCGCAUAUAUAAUUAUCUGGAGAAAUUUCAACUCAUAAAUAAAAACCAGUUUGGCUUUCGAAAAAACAGCUCAACCACACUUGCAGUUUAUAACUACAUACAAACAGUAUUAGAGCAUUUACGUGAUAAAACCUAUGGGGUUGGAUUGUUACUAGACAUGUCAAAGGCAUAUGACAGAGUAUCACAUCCCACCUUACUUCAGAAACUAAAUGACAUAGGUAUUCGUGGUCCAGCUCUGAAUUGGUUAAUAUCAUAUUUAAAUAACAGGAAACAGUAUGUCCAAAUAGAAUAUUACAGUGAACAAUUACGUCAGUUAAAAACAUACAAAUCCGAUAUAAUAUCCAUAAACAACUCAAUUCCACAAGGCAGCGUGCUGGGUUGUGUCCUUUUUAUAAUAUAUAUUAAUGACCUCCCAAAAAUUACAGAACAGGAACACAAGUGCAUAAUGUUUGCCGAUGAUGUUUCACUUCUCUUCAAAAGUCCCACGAGUAACGACGCCUAUAAAAAUAUAACCGAAACAUACGUCACAAUAGUAAACUGGCUAAAAGAUCACAACCUUGUAAUCAAUAACAAAAAGUCUAAAAUUAUCCAGUUCAGACCACAUCAAAAACGCGCCAUAGAUAUAAGUUACAUUGCAAAACAAUUAAACAUUGAAGAGGUAUCGGAUUGUUCGCUUUUGGGUAUAACUAUAGACACACAUCUUGAUUGGAAAAGGCAUAUAGCAGGACUUAAAAACAAGCUAGCUUCAUUUGUAUAUGCCUUAAGUGUACUUAAAUCUAACACAAAUGAAUCAUGUGCGCUUACAGCGUAUUAUGGAUAUGCACAUUCCUUGUUACGAUACGGAGUUUUAUUGUGGGGACACAGUACCGACGCACAUGAUGCCUUUGUCAUGCAGAAAAAAUGUAUUCGCAUAAUCGUCAAUAUUAAACAAACAACAAGUUGCAAACCACACUUUAUAAGACUAGGAGUUUUAACUUUACCUUCAAUUUGCAUUUUAGAGUCAGCCACAUUUGUUCGUAAAAAUAUCCAUUUAUUUAAUUUCAAUACAAACCCCCGCCGUAAUUUAGAUCUUAUUCUGCCGGAACCAAAAAUUGACAUUUUCAAAAAAGGACCAUACUACACGUCGAUACAAAUCUACAACCAUGUCCCCAGUUUUAUCAAAUCAGAAGAAAACAACAAUAUAUUUGAAAGAAAAUUAAAGCAGCAUUUAUUAAAAAAAGCAUAUUAUACUAUAACCGAAUUUAUGGAAGAAAAAAAGUUAUAGCCAUAGAUUGACACACAAUAAACGUUUUAAUCAUCAUAAAUUGCUACACAUAUCAAUAAUACUACAUAAUAAUUGCUACAUAUAUAAUGAAUGUUGUUAUUAGCAAUGAGCUUGUGAUACAUGUAUAGGUUAUGUUAGUUAUAAGUUUGUAAAAUCCACUAUAUUAUGUUAAAUAACUUUGUAAGUUACUUAAAUUGUUUUGUAUUUGCUACACCCUAUUCAGGGUCCAUGUGAUACCGUAAGAAAUGUGUAACUACUACCUAAAAAUGUACCAUGGAAGCAAGAAAUAAAUGAAUACUGAAUACUGAAUACUAAAUAUAUCAUUCGGCUACUCGAAUAUGACAAUCGAUUAAUCGAAUAAUGGUAAUCGUCGUAAUCGAAAUAACUUCAAUAAUAAUAAUGCAGAAGAGUACUACUAUCUACUCAUUGUGAAACUUGUGUACCAUCAAAUCUGACAAAAGCUAAUAUUGACAUCGACAUUAAAAUAAAUCUUUUACGACACUAAAUUUAGCUAUUAUGCUAGUCAAAGUCACAGCCGCCCAAGAUGGCGCUGCAAGGUUCCAUAAGUUACGUGAUUUUGGUAUCUGUAUCGCCAAACUUUAAAAGUUGAUACCAUGUUAUAUGUCAACAAUAUUGCGUGCCUUAAGGCGGGAUCCCACCAGUGUGCGGCUCAAGCAUAUUCAGUCCAAAGCGCUUGUGCCGCACAGGGCUGCACACUGGUGGGAUCCCGCCUUUAGGGCGCGGACUACAUGCACGCGGCGCGCGGGGUCGCAUUCUGCGUCUUUCUUUAUACCUACGUAUACUUUCAUACUUUGUUUAUGGCACUCGUGUUGACUCGUUUCUACAAGUUCACAGCAUUAAAAUUACUUAGACCAAUAAUGGCAAUUUAUUAUUUAUUAGCCUCUAGUUGCUAUUUAUACAAUACAAAAUCAGAUUGUCUGUUUAACGUUAACUUAUAAGAUAAACUACUCUAUUGUCGGCACCCCUCCAAUGGUUGGCACUUAUUUUAAGCCGACAUCGGCUUUCCUUAAAAACUAUGUGUACGUUUAAUGCCAGCUGUACACACUCAUCGAGUGACUCCGAGUCAGGCCGAGAACGGGUAUGUAAGUACAUACUGCUCCCUUCUCGUCUCGCCUCGCUCUUCUCAUAUUGGGCCCGUUUUUUCAAAACAGCCGGCAUAAGUGCCAAUCUUUGGAUGGUUUACUGUUUAAAUGGAAAGGCAAUAAUGUGUUGGAUGUAUAAACCUAGCGGACUGUGAUUUUAAUGAGACUAAGUGAAGGAAUUGUAUAUAAAUAGGUAUAAUGUCAAUUGAUAUUACGCGUGUUGCUAUUAUAUUAAAAAUACAAUUUAAAAAUUGUCGAUGACAAUACGAGUUUUAUAAAUUGUGUAUUCGCCAACCAAAAUGCCAAACCAAAUGUUUUAAUUUUUCAUUUGAUUCCAGAUUUCGGCUUGUCGUUUUUGUUGGUAUGAUAUGAUAAAGAACCAAGAGGGUCUGUUCACUUUUCUUAGCGUUACGCUUCUCGAAAGCACUGAUGACUUAUUUUUUAAUAAUGAUUACUGCUACAAAAUUGUAUCCUACAAAUCGUAGGGAAAUGAAUGAUGAGGAUAAAUCGUAAAAAUGAAUGAAUCAGAUAUAUAUAGUCAUCAUGGAGUCAAGUUACAGAUUAAUGUAGUUUGAAAAUUUAUGAAAUAAACUUCUAAAAUUAAUGUUAUAAUGAAAUGCAGAAUUAUUGAGGUACAAAAAAGACCGGAACCUAAGAAGAUUGUAUCUUCCAUGUAGGUGAAAGAGGAAGAGGACGGCCGCUUCUCAAUACAAAGGUAGUCCCCAUUUUCCUCUUACAUUGACAAUAUUGAAAAUAGUUUUACAUAAUUUGAUGUAUAUUAACCAUAGCUAUGCCCCUACGUUUGGCUUUUUUGACUUUUUGAUUCGGUAUUGUAAAAAUUAGGACCAAAAAACAAAUUUCAUAAAAAAAUGAUAUGCUCCUAACUCGUAUAAUAAUUUAAAAAUUCGAAAGAAAACAAACUGUGGUUGAUAUACAACAAAUGUGUCAAAAUAUGUCCAAUAAUGUUUAUAUUCAGAGAGGAAAAUAAGGACUGUUUGUAUGAAAGCCUUUUCAAAAGAUUUCGCGCGGCUGCUCCACUUUCGUCAAGGUGCAUGCGAAACCCUUACUUUAAAACAUAAUGUAGUUAUGUACCUAUAGUAGUUAGUCAAUUGUUCCUAGCAUUAUUAGCAUCAUUCCUUAGCGUCAAUUUUGCACCAAGUGCAUGAAUAAUGUCAUUGCCUCUGUUCUGUAAUUUUUCUAAAUUAUUUGUAUUUGUAUAAAUUUUUAAACGUACAUAGCUACGUUGAUUACUUGACAAGUAACUUAUUUGCUUUAAAAUUCUAACUAUAUGUAACCUGAAUGGUUAGUUAAGAGCUUCUUCAUACAAAAAUUUCUCAUUGUUCCUUACAUGACAUUUAAGGACCCAGUGGUAAUCACCAAAUAAAACGAAUUUACACUAGUAUAUUUUUUUAAACAAAUCAAAUUAUUGAACAGUGCUAUUGAUUUAAAAUAAAA